Molecule: messenger RNA, 1676 nt
Organism: Impatiens glandulifera
Lineage: Eukaryota; Viridiplantae; Streptophyta; Magnoliopsida; Ericales; Balsaminaceae
Product: probable GMP synthase [glutamine-hydrolyzing]
Exons: 5
Coding region: 304-1431 (375 amino acids)
Biological process (GO): base-excision repair
Molecular function (GO): DNA-3-methyladenine glycosylase activity
Source: RefSeq, a predicted model, not a curated record
GGUGGCGUCAGUUAUUGGGGUUACUACGUCUCUUUCCUCCAAUCUCCGAAGACUUAAGAGUUUGAUGGCGGCAGCCGUCUGUUUCUAGAUCGAUCAGUCACGUUCUUUCGCACCUCUGUCUCUUUGGGACCUUCAUCUUCCUUUGGACCACACUUUUCGACACUUCACCUUUCUUUUCAAGCUCCAUUUCUUCUUCUACAUUCUAGGGUUCAAUCUAACAAAAUGCACUCUUACGUGAACUUUGCACUGGAUCUACGUAUCGAUGAUAUUCUGCUACGCUUUGUCCAAUCUUGAUUCUGUUCUAUGGACUCCGAGUCUCGAUCUGUCCUUGGACCCGCGGGAAAUAAAACGACGCCGAUUGUUACUCGGUUUCAGGCAUCCAAGCCUCAGAGAAAGGUUGACAAUACUAGAUUAUCAGAUGAUUCGAAGAGGAAGAAUGCUCCGAAUGCAGCUGUAGCUGAUGCACCGAAGCCAUCGUCUGUUAUGAAGCAGCAAGACCAGAAGUUUCGGAGAUCAAAAUUCUCGCCAAAUGCAUCAUGUUCUUCCGACGCCUCGUCGGAUUCUUCAUUCUGUGGAAAGAGAACAAUGUUAAUGCCGACGAGGAGGAUGAUAAGCAGUAUAAAUGCGGAAAAGGCUGACAAACAAAAUGCUCCUCAUGAUGCUGAUAGUAUAUCCGGGGUUUCAGCUGAUGCUUCACCCGUCCAAAAGAGGUGUUCUUGGGUGACACCAAAUACCGAUACAUGCUACUCUGCCUUUCACGAUGAGGAAUGGGGAGUUCCGGUUCAUGAUGAUAAGAGACUGUUUGAGUUGCUUAGCUUGUCCACUGCUUUGUCUGAGCUUACCUGGCCCUCCAUUCUCAACAGAAGACAUACUUUAAGGGACAUCUUUUUGGAAUUUGACCCAAUUGUUGUGUCGAGAUUAAGUGAGAAGAAAAUGUUAUUGCAAGGAAGCCCUGUCAUCGUCCUUCUUUCAGAGCUUAAAGUCAGAAGCAUCCUGGAAAAUGCACGACAAUUUUGCAAGAUAAUAGACGAGUUUGGAUCUUUUGACAAGUACAUAUGGGGGUUUGUAAACCAGAAACCUAUAGUUGGCCACUUUCGGUACCCUCGUCAAGUGCCUGUUAAGACCUCAAAGGCAGAUACAAUAAGUAAAGACCUAAUCAAGAGAGGAUUCAGAGGGGUUGGCCAAACUACAAUCUACUCGUUCAUGCAGGCUGUUGGAUUGACGAACGAUCAUCUCAUCUCUUGCUUUAGAUUCCAUGAAUGUUCUGUAACCCAAACUACGUCUGCUGCUCCUGAUGAGCAUGGGCAUGAGCCCACCAUCCACAAUGCAAAUAAGGUUGAAGAGAAACAACAACAUUGUAAGGAUUCAAUAGAUCUGAUGGAACAUGGGAUGACUAAGGCUAUGGAUAACCUAAGAUUGCCUGAUUUGUAAGCAUAAUUAUCUGUUUAUGCACAGCACAAGAGAAAUUAGUCUUCUGUCUCAGUAUUAUUUUAUUAUUGUUGUUAAUUUGUUGUGUAGAUCAAAUGGUUAGUAAAUUUGGCAUCAGGAAAUUAAGUUGUCUUGCUCUUUCAUGUAUAGAAGACAGUGAUAGAAUUGAUCAUUGCUUAGUUAAUAUAUAUUUGUACCUGACUUUCAAGUAUCAACAAUUGUUUAUCAUAAACAACUCUUGCCCUAAA